Entamoeba dispar SAW760 is the source of this 1446-nucleotide messenger RNA. RefSeq lists its product as uncharacterized. Gene Ontology annotation, molecular function: ATP-dependent diacylglycerol kinase activity. The record is from RefSeq and is a predicted model, not a curated record. The coding region runs from base 1 to 1446 and encodes 481 amino acids. The transcript has a single exon. NCBI's taxonomy places the organism in Eukaryota, Evosea, Mastigamoebida, Endamoebidae.
AUGAAACAUCAAUUCUUUAAUGGUGGAAAAGGUUGGUGUGAGAUAUGUGGAAAUAAACUAUUCUCAAAGGGAAUGUAUUGUGCUCAAUGUGGAAUGACAAUCCAUCAAUUUUGUAUUGAUUUAUGUAAUGAACCAUGUCUUGAAAAUAAAAUUUAUCCAAUAGUAGAAGAUUAUGACCAAAAUGCAAAAAAGAUUAAUGCACAUUUAUUGUCUUAUAAUAGAUAUAACUGGGUAAGUUAUUGUGUUGUUUGUAGAAAAAUAAUCCCACCUCAAUUUAAAUGUUGUUUAUGUUCCAUUUGUGGUAUUAAAUUACACGAAGAGUGUAUUAGUUUAAUUAGGUGUGGAUGUAAACCAUUACAUGCAGUAGAUCAUUGGCUAGUUAAAGGUAAUUGUAAUGGUAUGUGUUGUGUUUGUAACAAAAAUGUAGGUAGUUUAUUUGUAUUAAAAGAUUUUAAAUGUGUUUGUUGUCAAAAAGUUGUUCAUUCAACUUGUUUGAAUAAAAUGUUACCAUGCAUUCCAACACUAACACUAUAUAAUGUAUUAUCUGAACCACUUCGAUAUCCUAUUAUCAUUGUAUCUUCUACAAAAGUUUAUAAUCAGUUUAAUAUUAAUUUAUUAAAUGAGAGUAGACAAUUACUUUCACCAGAACAAGUAUUUGACUUACAAUAUGAUUUAGAAAAUUUAUGUUUAUACAUAAAACAUUAUCAGCAAUGUGUUCUUGUUAUUUCAUUGGAUAAUAGUGAAUUGAAUGAAUUAUUAAAUCUUUUUAGUAUGGAAAAAAUAGAAAGAAAAAUGAUAAUAACUCCUUGUGGAUUAGAUAACGACUUAAGUCUUUAUUGUGAUUGGAAUCGAGAUUUAGUUUCUUUCACAUAUAAGUUUUUAUCUAAAAUACCUAAUUCUUUUUCUAUUGAUUAUGAUAUUUGGGGGACAGACCAACUUUCUUUUAUGAAAUUUCUUUGUAUUGGACUUGAUGGACUACCACCAUUAACAUUUUCUAGUGUUGUAUACAAUUCAGUUAAACUAUUAACUUAUCCAUUUUCAACAUCAACACUAACACAACCACUAAGUAAUAUACUUGAUAUUCAAGUAGAUAAUGUUAUUGUUCAAUUACCAAAAAUAUCAAUAUUAAUGAUUUUAAAUUUAUCAACAUUUUGUGGUAUCCCCCUCUGGAAUGUAACAGAUGAUGAUUAUAUUUUUGGAUUCCAAGAUUCUGAAGUGAAUGAUGGAAUCUUUGAGGUAAUUGGAUUUACAGAUAUAUCUCAUUUUACUCAUUCAUUAAAAUUAUUACAAGUACCAAUUAAAAUAACACAAGGAAGUUCUAUCAACUUUAAAAUAAAGAGUCCUCUUCCAGUGUAUUUUGACUCAAAACGAGUUAUAGCUCAAACACCUUUUACAAUACAAAAAUUAACAUCACAAAGACUUGGAAUUAGGAAUAAUAACUAUUGA